This is a messenger RNA of Microbotryum saponariae, 4685 nucleotides long. NCBI's taxonomy places the organism in Eukaryota, Fungi, Basidiomycota, Microbotryomycetes, Microbotryales, Microbotryaceae. The record is from the annotation of a GenBank genome assembly.
AUGUCCGACUAUUGCAAGAAGUGGGAGAAGAUCCACCGAGUCACUCUCCAUCCUAACCGGGUCAUUUGGGCCAAACAACUCAAGAGCAUGUUCCGGACCAAGGCUGCGAAGGCGUACACACAUUCCUCUCCAUUAUACGCCCUAUCACGCACAGCUCAACUGCGAAAAUUCUGCUUGGACGAUGCGUCCGAACCGAUGACUCGCGGAGUUGCCUAGUGAGUUUUCUUCUCCAUCCGACGCAUUGUCGCGCUUGCAUCUGCUAAUGCAUGGCUUACACGUCGUACGUGUGUCCCGCAGUUUUCAACCUUUUAACGCCACGAACAACGAGUCACUCAUUUGCGUACUCGCAUCCUUGCAUUCGAUCGAUAUCCUGAUCGCCUUUGCCACCAUGGGAAACGUUGCCGAAGACGGUUCGCGAUUCCUUGGGAUUGAUUCGUCUUGGCGGUAUCUGAAUGAGAACCGCGCCCCGCUUACCAUUCUUGCGACGAUGGGUACGAACGAACAGAUGGCGUUGGGUUAGUCGCGAAGGAGGCCCUGCCCAAUCCCGUGCCUGCUUGCGAGUCUCAGCGUCUUCAGCCUUCGGCGCUGAUCAGUUUUCGCACAUUCUCUUUUCUGUAGGGCCUAUGCUACUCUCGAGUGACGUCAAGCAAGGGACGUUGCUGCAUUAUUUGGACGUUGUGAAGGACCUAGUCGAAAAACGGGCCGCCAUUAUUGUCAGAGGUAGGUUCGGCAGUCAGUCUGUCGAUACUUCGGCCUUGACACAGCGCAUUGACAUGUCUUUCGCGAAGCGUAGAUGCUCAACGGGGCUCCGUCAGCGAACUGCCCGGUAACCUGCCCAAUCUGCUGGAGAACGCUCAGUAUAUUGUACAGCACCAGUGGCAACCGCCCAACUUGAUGAUCGACAAGUGCAGGACCGAACUGAGCGCCCUCAAAAAAUGUGAGGCGCUUUCCUCUUAAGCGGUGAUCAUUGGUCUCAGGGGUUAUUUUAUCUGACCUAUCAUUUUUUUCGAUCUCCCCUCACGGGUCUGUGUCUGCAACAGGGGCAUUGCGGCAUGGGCUCGAGUUUCAAAUUCGACUUUGUCAGUUUCAUGCGAUUCAAGCAAUUACUCGGUGGUCAACGGAUGCAACCCAUGCGAGCAAGACCGACAGGUCCCCAGUAUCAAAGCCCAUAUUGGUCCAUAUUUUGCGUGAUUUUCGUUCAAUCAUCCAACGCUUCCGGUUCGUCAGGGGUCCACAGGAAACGGAGGAGCUUGCAAACGUGCGACGACGUCAGGAAUUUGACGCAAGAGCGCAGACGUUUCUAACCCGAACCGAUGAAUGGAUCCUUAAGUCGCACUCAUCCGAUGAAACGUCAACAACGGAUGUUGGGAAGGCAAAGAUCAAGAAGUUGCAGCUACAAGUUCGUGACUACUUCACGCAGAAUUGGUUCGUGGAUGCUUGGAUUGGUCAGUCCCAGAGCAAGAGCCAGUUUGCAUUUGGGAUGCAAGGGCAGCCAAGUGACCAGACUGCGCAUUCACCACAGAAACAUUUGUAGACGAUGGUCUACCAUUGGGAGUAGCUCGAGAUGAUAUCAAUACAAACAACAUUACUGAACGAGCUUUCAAACGAAUUCAGCAAGAGCAUCUCCAAGGUCGAGCAAAUAAACGGUAAGCUGGCUCGAGUCACGUAGAAAAUGAGUAAAACAGACUUGCUGAGGCCCGCACCAUCCCGCUGUCGGUAGCAUCGAUAAUCUAGUCAAUAUACUACUUGACAGCGCACUGAUUUACGACAUUUUCAAAGAUGUAACGAUUGCAACUCCGAAUGCGGCCGAAUGCGGAUCUCAGGCGAAUUCUGGCGAAAGCUCUGGACAUUUGGGAGAUGGGUGUUUUUCAACAGACGAAGAAGAGCUACGCUUGGGUGGUUUCAGCAGGGUUAGUUGCUCUCGGUCAACUUGCUCAAUACUACAUGUCUUCAGCUCUGGACUUACGUCAUUUCCUGCGGCUCUCUACGCAAAAUGCAGAGAUGGUUUCGAGCCUAGAAUAGUGGACAUGCGCUUGCCGAAAUGCAAAUGCUCAGAUUUCGACCAGUCAGGCAAGCGCUGCCCCCACCUGUGGGCAGUGGAUCUCCUGGUGAAUAAUGGGCCCUAUCACACUGUGAUGAGUACGAUAUUCAGCCUGUUUGCCAGACGGAACCCAUUGGGUGGCUUGCUAACACCACUCAACCACCUAUGCAGAGGAGCAGGCACGAGCUGCUAUGGAUCUCAAGGGGGCGCUUCAUGACGACAUUCCGCGCAGCAAGGUUCGGGAUUCGACAAUCGAGAUGGUGGUCAAUUGUGCGAUCAACGAAAAUCUCGCCAUUGAUGAUCUCCAUGGUAGUCUGUCAGAAGAAGAUGACGAGGAUGAUAGUUCCGGCGAAUCAGAAGCAGAGAUCGAAGUCGGGAAUCGUGCCGACGUCGAUAUGAAGGCCGCGACCAGCAGAGGUGAGGAGGACAUGUAUUGCCAGCCAGUUGAAGUACCUCGCACUCUCACUGACGCUCCGCGCCUUCGCACAGGUCCUUCGCCCAAGAACAAGCCUUUACAGCCAGGUCGGUCGAUCACGAAACCGAAAGGUCGAUCAAAGAAGAAGACGCGUUUGAACGUCACGGAGGAUGUCCAAGGUGCAACCUCUCCUACCAUCAAAAGUGCACCUCAUCUCGAGCAUACGGGCCGCCGGAAUGGAAACGCAGACAAACUCCUCAAGUCGCUAUUGCGGGACAAGCUCAAUCCAGCGUCUUUGCGUACUAAAACCGCGAAGGACAAGCCCUUCGCCGAUGAAGCAUUCUCAAAGACGCGUGGGCGACGACCUGAGACCAAGCCUUUCAACAGUCUCAUAGGAACCAAGCAUCAUCAAGCUGCCAAGGAGAUUACAGAUUGUCUAACAACCUUGGAAUGCCUCGACAUUGCAUAUUCUGACGAAGCGCUCUCUGACGACCAGAAACCUGCAUGCCCUUGCCCCCCUUUGGUCGAAGGCAUGUUGCAACCGUCGAUUUAUGCCACAGUCAACCCUGACAAUCGAAUGGCGAACGUGACUAAUAUACAGGCUGUCGUUGGAUCCAUCAAGCACCCUUAUACAGCGUCGCGACAAGACCGCUUUCCAUGGAUGAUUCAUUUAGACGUCCACCAGGAUGCGUAUGUGCCGGGGUUGAACUUGCGAACGCUGGCGACGCUCAACGACCCCGAAGAAUGGGUAAGUAGUGCUCAUAUCGAUGCGUUCGUCACUGCGAUCAAUCGGUUCGGUGGUCAGGCUGCGAUGCGGGAGGACCAGCGAUCAGCUGUGUCGGAUCGGACGCCAACGUGUUAUGGAUUCCACCCUCUCAAAGACUUUGGAGAAGACAUCGGAGGAAAAAAUCCUACCAACCGACAUCCCGGGGUGAGUUGAAUAUAUGCUCGGAUGCAUUUGUUGAGAGUUUGUAAGUACUAACCACUUACCUUACUUCUUCAUAGAUACGCCUCUCUCAGACUCCAGCGCUUCUAUUUCCAAUCCAUAUGCCCGGGCAUUGGGUGCUUGUUGAGGCCCGUCUGUCCGACCACACUUUCCGCUUCUAUGACUCGCUGCGGCGUUCUAAAGAAAGCGUAGACGACCCGAACAUUCCAUCGCCGGAACAAAACUUUGCCAAUUGUUUGAAGGUGAGAGGGAGAAACGACUUGUGUGGAUCCCGCUUACCUGAUAGGCUGACUAUAAUCCGCUGAGCUGAUGAUCGCAGAACAUCGUUCCUUUCCUCACGGCUCGGGCAGAAGGACCCAUCCCUCGUGUCACCGGAGGCAGUGACCGGCCCACAAUCCCGUACGCAGAGUGGGAGCGAGUGAUCGUGAAACCGCGAGUACCGAAGAAGGGAGACUUGAUGCCUAGGCCAGAGUUUACGCGACAGCCCGAUGGCAACGCUUGCGGCGUCUUCGUUUGUCGAACGAUGGAAACGUUGGUCGCGGCGGUUGCGUUUCAGUCUGAAUUAGACUGGAGCUGGAGCCCACUCAAGCCACUUCAGGACAACUUCUAUGCUGACCAACGCGCAUACAUGUUGGACGUUGUUAUUCAUGCUCGCUUGCGGUGUGACACGGAGUUGGAAGCAAAUUCUGACCCCCCUCCCCUCGAUUUGCGAGAGGGGACUGGAGCUCCUCCGCCGCUUCCCGGUCAGUCAUUCUACUGUUGAUCUCAACGAUCUGAUCUUAGUGAUAGUUCAUUCAAGCUUGCUUGAUGUUGAGGCUGACACUCUUGUGUAUGCAGAAUCUGUCCCACUCGCGCUCAAGGAGUGUUCGCCGGAGCUCGAAGAGAAGCCCUUGGGAUCGCCCGGCAUUGAAAUUUCCGCGCCUACCCUUGUUCUGAUUGACCCUUCAAUCGGCACAAUGUACACCUCUGAGUCCAAACCCGACGCUCAAUGUACUGCUCCGUUGAUUUCGCGAAGCCCGCGGCCCAACCCGGCACCGUCAAUUGAAACGAUUGGUUCGAUGCCAGAUGCGCCGCCAAUGAGACUCCAGAGGGUCGUAAGGUUCGACCCUACUCCCCCUCCGCCGGUGUCUGAGGCACUCGAGGUCGUUGCUUGCUUGCCAAGGUAUCAAACACGUAAAUUGGCCGUUCGGUCAAUUGCCGCUAUAUCCACAAGCGCCCCAAGCCCUCGCCGAUCGAAGCGCAAGAGGGAAGAAUUCUUUUUCAAAGCUGCGCGGCUUCGCUGA